ACCUCAGUGUACACCAGGAGAGCAUGCCGACCUGUCAAGACGACCUCACUGCUGUGGACGUCGCAGCCGCCAGCCCCUCCGUACAGCAGCGCAUAACCGCAGGUGCGGCAGAGACGAUUAACCUCUUUGGAGCGAUAGACCGUGACAAUGUGUUCGGAGUGAACAUCAGCGUUCCGGAAGAUGCGAAGGAGGUUAUCAAACCGUGGCAUGAGCGCGACUCGAUGAUAAAGUACGCAGAAUCGAAUGUGGAUGACCAACUAAUCAUCCACGUCCCAUUCGUCGAACAAGUCCGAAUACGAAGCAUCUUCCUCAAGCCAGCGCGAGGCGACUUUUCCCCCCAACGACUGCGCGUCUACCUGAACCGACCAGCCGGAAUCGACUUCAACGACGUAGACUCUCUCCAACCGGCGCAGGAUAUCGCCCUCCUCGAAGGCGCAGAAGGAGUGACAGAGUACCCAGUACGAGUAGCAGCAUUCGCGAACGUGAACAGCUGCACGUUGCUCUUCUCGGAUACCCCAACAGACGUGUCCCGGAUCUACUAUAUAGGGUUUAAAGGCGAGCGGCGUUCUCCCCACCGAGACCCAAAUACACGACUCGAUAUCCCCGCUGCGCAGGGGGCGGACGCACCCGUGGACAGACUUGCAGAGAAGUCGGCAAACAGGCAGAAUACGAUUCGUUAGAGGGGAUGUUGGUUGCUGGGAUACUUGCUUGCUAUUUGCAAGGGAUCCUGUUUGUUGGGCCACUACGCAUGCCCUUUCGGUAAUGUGGUAUCCCGCUACGAACCAAGCAGUGCUCGGUACCGCUACAUCCCAAUUUCCACAUCUUCGGUCCUUCACGCUCGUCCUUCGUAUCCAUACAGACGUCCGCGUUCCCGAUCUCCAACUCUAUAUCCACAGAUCUUUGUACGACCUAGACCGUCCGUGUCAUCUGCUGCGGAAGUGU
Molecule: messenger RNA, 942 nt
Organism: Dacryopinax primogenitus
Lineage: Eukaryota; Fungi; Basidiomycota; Dacrymycetes; Dacrymycetales; Dacrymycetaceae
Product: DUF1000-domain-containing protein
Exons: 5
Coding region: 24-680 (218 amino acids)
Cellular component (GO): nucleus
Source: RefSeq, a predicted model, not a curated record